Cornus florida is the source of this 3713-nucleotide messenger RNA. Its product is annotated as extra-large guanine nucleotide-binding protein 1. The record is from RefSeq and is a predicted model, not a curated record. NCBI's taxonomy places the organism in Eukaryota, Viridiplantae, Streptophyta, Magnoliopsida, Cornales, Cornaceae. Gene Ontology annotation, molecular function: G-protein beta/gamma-subunit complex binding; guanyl nucleotide binding; GTPase activity. Gene Ontology annotation, biological process: G protein-coupled receptor signaling pathway. The transcript is spliced from 8 exons. The coding region runs from base 372 to 3284 and encodes 970 amino acids.
CUACUGGUUUUCCCUUUGCUGUCUUUUUGUGUCCACAACAGCGACACUUUCCCAAUGCAUUUUCCUCCGAACCAAACGACAAUCAUCCACUCUAAACGCUUUGAAUUUUCCCCAACCCGUGUCCUCUCCUUCCCAUUCCCCUUCUCCAAUCGCUUUGUCAUCCCCAAACAAAAUUCAAAAUCAAUCUUCCAUUUUCCCAAGAAUUUUCUCUGUUAACUGUAGCAUUCAUUCUCUUCUGUACACAAACCAAAAUUAGGGUUAGGGUUAGGGUUUGAGUUUUCUAUUUUCUUGAACAGGUCGUGAUUUUUUCUCACUUUUCUUCCGAUGUUGAAACCUUAAAAGGUGAUUAGGUUUGUUUCCGGCGAAAGAAAAUGCCACCGGAAGAGUUACCUACAGUUGAUGAUGGAGUGCAGUACUCGUUCGCGGUGGAGUACAAUGGUCCGCCUAUCAUUGGCGAUCUUCCCCGAGCCGUUCCGAUCAAUGUGGAGAGAAUUCCGGUGGCUGCGGUGGUGGCGCAAGUGGCUUUCUCCGAUAGAUUGUCGUUGCCGGUUGUUCAGCCGAUCUCGGCGUCAGAUAUCAGUACCAAGUUUUCGAAGAAGUUAACCCUAGGUUCUGAAUCCACUGUCUCUCCGACUUCUGUGAUUGCCUUUGAGCAGGGAGCAACGGAUGGUGAUGACCUUGUGUCGAAAGAGCUGGCUUUGGGGUCUGAAUCAACUGUUUCUCCAACUUCUGUGAUUGCGUUUGAGGAGAGAGCUGCUGCGGAUAAUUGUGAUUGUGCCUUAUCAGGUGAGUUCAGUAGCUCAGGUACUUUAGAGUUUCCUAAUGGUGGUUAUGUGUCUGGAGAAUUGUCUGAUAUGAUUCGUAGCUCAACUGGUCUUGGGUCUUCUUCCUCCAUUAGUCAUGAACUGUCACAUGAGUUAUUGGGCGUGGCGGGAAGCUCAGGAACCUUGGGGUUUUCGGAUAGCUUUGAGAAAUCAAGUGAGCCAUUGAGGGUUUCAAAUCGUUACAAGGAUAGCGUAGAUUUGAAUGAAUUGAACCAACCAGAUUGGGCCUCAAGUGAGUCUGUGUUAAGCACGGAUUAUCCAUCUUCUCGGGUUUCUUCUCUUAAAGUUGGGGAUUGCAAUAAUGAAUCUGCUGCUGAUGCAAGACGGACACCGGUUGUAACUUUUCGUGAUAUUGAGUCAGAGGAUGAAGAUUUUCAUGAGCAAUUUAAUCGUACCAAGUCUGAAAUUAUCAGAGAAAAGAAAGAACCUGGGGUUAAGGUAAGGAAAGGAGCAUGCUAUCGAUGCUUUAAAGGGAAUAGGUUCACUGAAAAGGAGGUCUGCAUUGUUUGUGAUGCAAAGUACUGCAGUAAUUGCGUACUCAGAGCAAUGGGAUCUAUGCCAGAAGGCAGAAAGUGUGUUACUUGUAUUGGGUAUCCUAUUGAUGAGCCGAAGCGAGGGAACCUGGGAAAAUCCUCUCGAAUGCUCAAGAGGCUGCUUAAUGAGUUGGAGAUUCGACAGAUAAUGAAGGCUGAGAAGUUGUGUGAAGUAAACCAAUUGCCACCAGAGUAUGUCUGCGUGAAUGAUAAGGCUCUUUGUCAAGAGGAGCUAGCUAUAUUGCAAAGCUGUCCGAACCCGCCAAAGAAGCUGAAGCCAGGAAGCUAUUGGUAUGAUAAAGUAUCUGGUCUUUGGGGAAAGGAAGGACAAAAGCCUUCCAAAAUUAUUAGUCCCCACCUAAAUGUUGGGGGUCCUAUCAAGGCAGAUGCUAGCAAUGGAAACACACAAGUUUUUAUAAAUGGUCGGGAGAUCACAAAAGUAGAGCUGCGAAUGUUACAGUUGGCAGGAGUCCAAUGUGCUGGCAACCCACACUUUUGGGUGAAUGAUGAUGGUUCAUACCAGGAAGAGGGACAGAAAAAUACGAGAGGGUUCAUCUGGGGCAAGGCUGGAACAAAGCUGGUUUGUGCUGUAUUGUCACUUCCAGUUCCAUCCAAGUCCACAAAUCCUUGUGGAGAACAAGUGAAUCAUUUGGUUAGUCGAACUGUGCCUGACUACCUUGAGCAAAGAACACUUCAAAAACUUCUUUUAAUUGGAUAUAAUGGAUCUGGGACGAGUACCAUAUUUAAACAGGCCAAGAUCCUUUAUAAAGACGUCCCUUUCUCGGAGGAUGAGCGGGAGAAUAUCAAAUUAUUGAUCCAGAGCAAUGUGUAUCGCUACAUUGGUAUACUCCUUGAGGGUCGUGAACGUUUUGAAGAUGAAAGUUUGAAUGAUACGAGGAAAAAUCAGUCUUUUGAUGGAUCUGGGAAUACCGAUGCAAAGGAUACCAAAACUAUCUAUUCCAUUUGCCCAAGGUUAAAAGCGUUCUCCGAUUGGCUUCUCAAAGUUAUGGUGUCAGGUAAUUUGGAAGUGAUAUUCCCGGCUGCUACUCGGGAGUAUGCACCAUUAGUUGAGGAGCUGUGGAAGGAUGCAGCCAUCCAGACUACAUACAGCCGGAGAAGUGAAUUGGAAAUGCUACCUAAUAUUGCUAGUUAUUUCUUAGAGCGGGCUGUUGAAAUAUUGAGAACAGACUAUGUACCCUCGGAUGUUGACAUUCUAUAUGCUGAGGGUGUUACUUCAUCCAAUGGGCUUUCUUGUGUGGACUUCUCAUUUCCCCAGCCAGCACCGUAUGAUCCAAAUGACACUGCUGAUCAGCAUGAUUCUUUACUCAGAUACCAACUAAUUAGAGUACAAGCCAGAGGCUUCAUCGAAAAUUGCAAGUGGCUAGAGAUGUUUGAAGAUGUGCGACUUGUCAUGUUCUGUGUUUCCUUGAGUGACUAUGACCAGUUUGUCACUGAUGGAGAUGGGGCUUCGGUGAACCAGAUGUUACUGAGCAAGAAGUUCUUUGAGAGCAUUGUUACUCAUCCAACAUUUGAUCAGAUGGACUUCCUUCUGAUACUCAACAAAUUUGAUCUUUUCGAGGAAAAGAUUGAACAGAAUCCUCUUACUCUAUGCGAUUGGUUUGAUGAUUUUCGUCCGGUAAUAAGCCGUAAAAGUUCCAACAGCAACAUCAAGAGCAGCAGCAUCAAUAAUAGCCCCUCCCUCGGCCAGCUGGCUUACCAUUACAUUGCAGUUAAAUUCAAGCGGCUUUAUUCAUCUCUCACUGGUCGGAAGUUAUAUGUUUCACUGGUUAAGGGUUUGGAGCCUGACACUGUCGACGAUUCUCUUAAAUAUGCAAGGGAGAUCUUGAAGUGGGAUGAAGACAGACCCAACUUCAGCUGGAGUGAGUACUCUGUUUAUAGCACCGAGGCAAGCUCUUUCUCUCAUUGAAGUAUAAAUCAGAGAAGGCGUAAAUGGAUCCUAUUUCUGUUUACCGAUUGUCAAUCCCUGUGUACAUAUGAAGACGUAUAGAUCACCUAAGAGAAGAGAUGGUUGAAUGAAUGACAUUACUUCCUAUUACCUUUUCCUCCUUUCAACCAUGUACUGUUGCAGGCUCGCAGCUGUCGGAUUGUCAGACACUGACUGGGGAGUCAUCCAAGGCGAUGCCUCUAUACUGCAUUUUACAAAUUUUCAGAGUUGGCUGAAAUGCCCUAAUUUCCAUUCUAGUUAUAUUGUUGAACAAUGCCAUCUUCUGACAUUCUCUUCCCGUGUUGUCACAUGUUUGUGUAGUUGGGCUAUUUUGGAAUAUGAUUUAGCAAUAUUCAAUUGUAAUAUAAGGUGGACAAUACAUCUGAUUUAGUAAAUAUUUGUUGUUACCCA